Cherax quadricarinatus is the source of this 2105-nucleotide messenger RNA. RefSeq names its product autophagy protein 5 (gene Atg5). Gene Ontology annotation, cellular component: phagophore assembly site membrane; Atg12-Atg5-Atg16 complex; cytoplasm. The record is from RefSeq and is a predicted model, not a curated record. Gene Ontology annotation, biological process: autophagy of mitochondrion; nucleophagy; cellular response to nitrogen starvation. NCBI's taxonomy places the organism in Eukaryota, Metazoa, Arthropoda, Malacostraca, Decapoda, Parastacidae. Gene Ontology annotation, molecular function: Atg8-family ligase activity.
UUUCAGGCAAAUUAGGUCAGUUUUGUUUCAGGAUGCGACCCACACCAGUCGACUAACACCCAGGUACCCAUUUUACUGAUGGGUGAACAUAGACACCCAGUGUAAAGAAACAUGCCCAGUGUUUCUACCCUCACUGGGAACUGAAUCCAGACCCUUGCCGUGUGAAGCGAGAGUUUUAGCCACCAGGCCACUGGACACCAUGACAUCUCUGUGCCCUCAAGACCAUCAAGAGAAAAGAUUUUGUUCAGAUUUUUUAACCCAGUGAAAGAUUAAAUUCAUCUGCAGUUUAUUUCCUACUGCUUUUAAUAGACAUGGCAGAAGACAGGGAGAUAUUGCGCGAAGUAUGGGAUGGACGAGUUCCUGUGUGUGUACAGCUGGCUAGUGAAGACUGUAGUACUCUGAGCGCUCCAGAUCCUUACUAUCUAAUGAUCCCAAGGCUAUCCUACUUUCCUCUAGUGAUGGAUAAGGUUCGUAAGCAUUUCCUGAGGUUUACAGCGCAAGAGCUUCAAGAUGCAGAAAUGUGGCUUGAGAGUGAUGGAACACCUCUUAAAUGGCACUAUCCAGUUGGUGUAUUGUUUGACCUUCAGUGUGGAGGGUCAGCACUGCCUUGGUGUCUCACUGCUCACUUCUCUCACUUUCCUGAACAAGAUCUUAUCAGAUGUCAAACCAGGGAAGUGGUGGAAUCUCAUUUCAUGUCAUCUCUAAAGGAAGCUGAUGGGCUAAAACAUAGAGGGCAAAUCAUCACCAACAUGCAGGGUAAAGACCACAAGCAGCUAUGGAUGGGGCUGUGCAAUGAUAAAUUUGACCAAUUUUGGGCAAUAAAUCGAAAAUUAAUGGAGUGUACUCCAGAGGAAGGGUUCAAGCAUAUUCCCUUUCGCUUACACUCUAAUUGCCAACCACCACUUCAGAGACUUAUUAAACCCAUAGCAGAAGAUGGUCGGAAGAUGACAUUAGGAGAUCUCCUUCAUGAAUUUCUGCCCAGUGCCAUAAAUGAAGGUGACAGAGUCGUUAUUCAAGGCAUUGAGGCACCACAAGAUACCCCUUUACAGUGGUUAAGUGAACACCUGAGUCAUCCAGAUAACUUUCUCCACAUUUGUUAUAUCACAGCUCAGACUUGAACUGUCUGUUGUGUUUAAGUAUUGAUAGAUGUUAAUUAUUUUUAAUCUUUUUUUUAUUAUUUUUUUUUUAUUAUCACACUGGCCGAUUCCCACCAAGGCAGGGUGGCCCGAAAAAGAAAAACUUUCACCAUCAUUCACUCCAUCAGUGUCUUGCCAGAAGGGUGCUUUACACUACAGUUUUUAAACUGCAACAUUAACACCCCUCCUUCAGAGUGCAGGCACUGCACUUCCCAUCUCCAGGACUCAAGUCCGGCCUGCCGGUUUCCCUGAACCCCUUCAUAAAUGUUACUUUGCUCACACUCCAACAGCACGUCAAGUAUUAAAAACCAUUUGUCUCCAUUCACUCCUAUCAAACACGCUAUUCAUAACAUCAGCAAUCAUCUGUUUCUUGUCAUCCGCACUACAUCCACGCACAUUUAGGCAUCCCAGUUUUAUAAAGUUUUUCUUCUUCUCUUUUUUAGUAAAUGUCUACAGGAGAAGGGGUUACUAGCCCAUUGCUCCCGGCAUUUUAGUCGCCUCAUACGACACGCAUGGCUUACGGAGGAAAGAUUCUUUUCCACUUCCCCAUGGACAAUAGAAGAAAUAAAAAGGAACAAGAGCUAUUUAGAAAAAGGAGAAAAACCUAGAUGUAUGUAUAUAUAUAUGCAUGUGCGUGUCUGUGAAGUGUGACCAAAGUGUAAGUAGGAGUAGCAAGAUAUCCCUGUUAUCUAGCGUGUUUAUGAGACAGAAAAAGAAACCAGCAAUCCUACCAUCAUGCAAAACAGUUACAGGUUUCUGUUUCACAGUCAUCUGGCAGGACGGUAGUACUUCCCUGGGUGGUUGCUGUCUACCAACCUACUACCUAUAUUUUUAAUCUUAUAGUACAGUAUUGUGUUAUGAUGUACAGUAAUUAAUUUGUUAUAUUUUCUACAUUUGUUUUCAGUGUAAAAAAGAGCAUAUUUACAAUACACAAUUUAUACAUUAAUUUAUUGUUGCAAAAUAUAAUAU